Drosophila biarmipes is the source of this 3960-nucleotide messenger RNA. It is a transcript of the gene Caf1-180, whose product is annotated as chromatin assembly factor 1 subunit A. The record is from RefSeq and is a predicted model, not a curated record. The coding region runs from base 112 to 3606 and encodes 1164 amino acids. Gene Ontology annotation, biological process: nucleosome assembly. The transcript is spliced from 3 exons. Gene Ontology annotation, cellular component: nucleus; CAF-1 complex. Lineage: Eukaryota; Metazoa; Arthropoda; Insecta; Diptera; Drosophilidae.
CUGCCAUCGCUAGUGUGUUUUCAGCGCCUUUUUGUGGCCAGACGAAAAACAAGCGAGGAUUUGCUGGUGGAAAGUAAGCCGCAGGACACAGGAAGACAGGAAAACAGCAGAAUGCCCGCCGGCAUUGUGAAGACCCCGAUCAGUGGCCGGACAAAGGAGGCGGCCGUGGCCAAGUCCGCGGAGAGAACGGCCAGCGGUGGCAAGAAGUUCGUGCAGACGCGUCUGCCGUUCAAGUUGCUGACGCCAGGGGGCGGCGCAGGUGCUGAGACUGCAGUCGGAGGAGCCGCCUCCGGCGCCUCGUCCUCCGCCGGCGACCCAGUCUUUGUGAUCCUGGACGAGAAGGAUCCCGCUCCCCGCAAGCGCAAACUGUCGUACGGCGACGAGACGCCACUGGAAGGCACCGGAUGCUCUGCCGGACAGCUGCGCCGCUCGAACAGCAAGGAGAACCUGGAUCUGUCCAGCUCCAUAGCCACCAAGAAGGUGAAGACGGCGGAUUCGGUGGCGGAGGAUGUCAUCGAACUAGAUGAUGAUGAUGAUCGCGAUGAUGGGAUUGUGGAAAAGAAGGAAGAGGUGGCCAGGGAGACCAAGGAGGUCAAGCCGAAGCCCAAGAAAGCCUCGCCGGCACCCAUACAAAUUAAGCUGCCGUUGGUAAACAAGCGAUCCAAGCGCAGGAAGUCCCUGAAGAAAUCCGAGGAAGCGUUGGACACUUCGCCCAAGGAGACGGCAAAGACGGGCAGUGAGUCCAGCGAUGAUAUUGAAGCCUUGGCCGAGGAGCUUAAUCCCCAAAAGAAACAGAAAGUACAGAAACCACUGAAAAAAGCACCAGAAAUAAAGCAUGAUGGUGAGGAGGAGGGAGCUAGGCAAAAAGAGGAGGAGGCUUCAAAGAAGCAGGAAGAGCCUCGAAAGACGGCCAAGGAAUCCAAAAAAGAAGAGCCCAAGGGCGUAGAGCAUAACAAGAAGAACGAUCAAUCCACUAUUGAUCUCUUUAUAGCCAAAAAAGUUGAUAGCAGCAAGAAAGAGGAGCCGGAAGCCAAGAAGAAAGAUCAAUCGGUAGCAGAGGAUCCCAAGCAGAAUAAAGCCCCUAAGAAGGAUUCAAUCAAAACGUUGGGAAAGCCCAAGGCGGAAUCAAAACCUGUAGAAAAAAGCAAGAAAGACGAAAAGGAGGCCGGCACAACUAAGUCGCAGAAAGAGAAAGAAGAUGCAGCUGCAAAGAAUCAAAAAGAAGAAACAAAGGAGAAGAAUGCUGAGCCAGAGAAGGCGACGUCCAAGAAAGCUGAAAGCGCAGAUAAAGAGAGGAUCAGCAAACAAGCCAAGAAAGAAGAGCCUGCUGCCCAAGAGAAAUCGGACAAAGGAUCCCCCGAGGCCGCUGAAAUCUCGUUGAUCCUCUCCAGCAGCGACGAAAACAGUUCCAGCAGCGAGCACGAGAUGGACGUGGACACGGACACCGCGGCCGGUGACAGGACCUCCGCGCAAAAGGACGCUCUCCUGCAGAGGAAGAGUCUGCCGGAGGCCAGCGAUACCCAGAAAACCCUUACGCCCAAGCAGCAAAGGCUCCUGGAGCGAAGGAAGAAGGCUCGCGAGGAGAAAGAACAGAAACUAGCUGAGGAGCGUCGCCUCAAGCAGCAGGAAAAGGAGCAGCGCGAGCAGCAAAAGAAGCAGGAGCGCGACGAGAAGGAGCAACAGAGGAAGCUGGAGAAGGACCAGAAGGAGCAGCAAAGGAAGAUGGAGAAGGAGGAGAAGGAGCGCAAGCGGCAGGCGGAGAUGGACUCCAAGAACGAGGAGAAGCGCAAGCGCAACGAGGCCAAGGAGGAGGUGCAGCGCAAGAAAGACGAGGAGCGCCGCAAGAAGGAGCAAGAGCGCGAGGAGGCGGAGCAAAAGAAGAAGCGCGCCGCCGAGUCUUUUUCCAAGUUCUUUGUGCCCAAACAGCCCAAGGCCGGUGGCGGCUCCAACAACACAUCCUAUCUGGAGCACGAACAGAGCAGCUGCGACAGCUCCAAGGCCAGCAGCCAAACGCUGGCCUUCCGACCCUUCCAGAUUAAGGACGACAUGCUGCUGGCGCCCAUUGUCCGUGCCUCGCUAGGCGGGGAACAGCGCUCCCAGCUUGAUGGUCUCUUCAGGUUCCUGGAGGAGGAAGAUGAUGAAGAGGAGGAUAUCGUCAGGAGGAAGCCACCAAGUCGGGCCCAUCUCUAUCUUAGCGAACUGAGCAGCGGACGGAGAGAGCCGCUCAAGAUGCAGCGCGAUGCCCGACUCCAGAGGCGCACCAAAGAUGAUGAGGAGGAAGACGAGGUCCAGGUGAUAGAUGAUUUGUCCAAUGCUGGGUUGCCCAUCGAGGUGGAGCAGCCCAAACAACUGGCCAGGAUGCGGGCCAAGUAUCUGCAUUUCGCGGACAACCGGAGGCCGCCGUACUAUGGCACGUGGCGCAAGAAGAGCGGCAGCAUCUCCGCUCGUCGCCCACUGGCCCAGGACAAGGUGCACUUCGACUACGAACUGGACUCCGACUGCGAGUGGGAGGAGGAGGAGCCGGGCGAGUCGCUAAGUGCCAGCGAGGACGAGAAGGAGCGCGAGUCGGAGGAAGAGUCCGAAGAGGAGUACAACGAGUGGUACGUGCCACACGGCCAUCUUAGCGACGAGGAGCUGCAGAACGACGGCGAGAUUGACGAUGGACACACGAGGGAGGCGCAGAAGGCCAAGCUGCAGGUGCUGCAACAGGAGUUCGCCCAGGAGAUGAAGAAGCAGACGAAGAAGAUCAAGCCGCGCCUGCUGGGGCCCGUUUGGCUGGACGAGAAUGGCAACCCUUCGCAGCUGUUCCCGGCAAUGUUUGCCCACACCAUCGACAUGUACGCCUGCUGGCAGAUGGAGCCGCUCAGCCUGGAGCCUCCAGAGGAGCCAGAGCGCGAGGAUCAGCUGCCCGAGCAGCCGGUCCCGCUGCAGCUGGACGAUCGCCUGAUGCAGCAACUGGUGCGCCUGACCCACGGCAAUCGCAACUCGAAGAUGUUUCUGAUCAACGAGUAUUUAGAGUACCUGAAAACCCAGGCGGCCGCCGAGUCCAGUCAAACGGUGCUGCCCUCGAAGGCUGUGCUGCGCGAGCGCUUCGACGAACUGGCCAGCUGGAAGACCGUCGAGCUGGGCACACCCGAGGCUGCCUCCGGCAGCAGCGCCAAGAAGACCAAGAAGCCGAAGAAGCGUCUCUGCUGGGUGGUGGCCAACGAUAUGCUGGAGAAGUUCCAGCUACCGGAGCUCCCGCUGCAGAACCAGUGGGACUACACGCUGACGCCGAAGAUCAGCGAAGGAGCGGAUGCCCCGCAGCACGAGCAGAGUCCGCCGGCGGAGGUGGAGGCCAGCGCCUCUCCCGUUGUGGCAGCGGUGGCGAACUCGGCUCCCACAACGCCCAUCGGUGAACAGACGCCGUCAGCGGCUCAGGGCGCCAAAAAGCGGGCCACCCUGAUCAUGUCCGUGCCCCGCGACCAUCCGAUCCACCCGGCCACCAAGAACAAGCUGAUCAGUCAGUUCCUGCGGCGGCGGAGCGAUGCCAGUAAUCCCAAGGAGAAGAAGCCGGAGAAGCCACCGCCCGCCGUCAGCGAUGAUGUGGUGAUGCUCUCGGACUAGGCAUAGGUUCACCUCUUAGGAAGCCGCGGACCCGCAACUACCGUCUCUGGUUUUGCGGUCUUCCUCUAGGCGUGUAUUCAAAUUAUCCAAACAUUUUUUUUCGCUAGAUUCGCUCGUAAGUUGAUUUAAUUUCUUAAUGUUCCGAUGUACGUUCGACUUGUAUGUCCUCCCUCACCACUCCAUCAUCCUCAUCGGGAGCAUCCUUCCUGCCCACCACCCGUCACCCACCCACUCAUCUGUAGAUCUGUUAAGGGGUUCAGCGAAACAAGUAGUAACCAAUUGCAAUUAUCUCUACGUUUCGAUUGCGUCAAUGAACCAUCUAUACAUAUAUAGAAUAUAUGCAAUAAUACAUUA